Molecule: messenger RNA, 971 nt
Organism: Aspergillus wentii DTO 134E9
Lineage: Eukaryota; Fungi; Ascomycota; Eurotiomycetes; Eurotiales; Aspergillaceae
Product: mitochondrial 54S ribosomal protein mL57
Exons: 3
Coding region: 1-795 (264 amino acids)
Biological process (GO): RNA processing; mitochondrial translation
Cellular component (GO): mitochondrial large ribosomal subunit
Molecular function (GO): ribonuclease III activity; structural constituent of ribosome
Source: RefSeq, a predicted model, not a curated record
AUGGCUUCAAUUAUCCCCUCUCGAGCGGCCAGGACCGUCUCCUGUUCCACCUGUCGCUCCUUUGCUGCUCCCACCUCGAUUGCCUCCGCAGCCAUCCCCCGACGUGGACUGUCAACAUCAACGCCGUACGCCAACGCCAACGAGCAGACCUCAGCCAACAAUGCAGAGCAGCCUCGCUGGUCGUACACCCCGCCUCGCGCCAAGGCUCCCUUCAGUCUGCGAUUGAACUCCAAGAGACCUGAAUUCCCCGUCAACUCCAACCCGAAACUAUUGGAUGAGUUCUACAUCCGCAUGCUGGGCACUGAGGGCGACAAGCUUCUGUCGGAGGAAGUCAAGUGGCUUGCUGUGACGCAUAAGAGUUUCGAUCAGGGUCGGAGAGGAUUCAACGACCGUCUGGCCUUUUUGGGCAAGCGGAUCGUUCAAUUACAGGCCUCUUUGGCCUUGGUCCAGGAUACUACGAACUCUGCCGGUGCUUUUACUCAGGAUGCGUUUGGACGAAAGGCCUUUACACACCCGGCCUUGGAUGGCUUGAACAAUCUCUCCGCCAACACCAAGAACUUCUUGACUGGCAAGACGCCGCUUGCCGAGCUGGCACGGAAAUACGAAUUGCAGAAGGUCUUGAGAUGGGCUCCUAGAAAGCCCAACAACCUCGAGGCCUCCGGAAUCGACCUCGUCCUUGCCCACACCAUGUACGCGGUGGUCGGGGCUAUUUCUCUGGAGAAGGGUGGACACAUUGCCAACAAGAUUGCACAAGAACGGAUACUGGCACCGUUGGGCGUGAAGACAAUUGCUUAGAGUCGGGGUUUCUUUGAUUGGGAAAUGGCCGCAGGGAGCAUUUUCAAGGCGUUUAUUUCCUCGUUAUGUGUUGUUUAAUCCUGGAUGGAUGAUCUUGUCAUCCACUGUACAUGUACUUUUACAACGACUUUUGGUCAAGAUCUGUGAUAUUAAAUAAAUAAAUACCACCAGAGGUG